Molecule: messenger RNA, 1476 nt
Organism: Trypanosoma rangeli
Lineage: Eukaryota; Euglenozoa; Kinetoplastea; Trypanosomatida; Trypanosomatidae
Product: ion transport protein
Exons: 1
Coding region: 1-1476 (491 amino acids)
Biological process (GO): potassium ion transport
Cellular component (GO): plasma membrane
Molecular function (GO): calmodulin binding; small conductance calcium-activated potassium channel activity
Source: RefSeq, a predicted model, not a curated record
AUGGAGCUUCGUGGGCGCGCCGAGCGGCUGAUCAGGCCACAGACACUUACCGCUAUUCCACCCGUGACGGCCAGCGUUGGUAAUUUAGCAAACAUGGAGCGCCUGCACGCCAGUCGCCGCUGGUUGCGUGGAGUAAUGUGUUUUUUAGCAGUUUUCUGCUACGGCCUUGCCCUCUUCGACAAGGGCCGAGUUAUCACGCACUUCAUUAUGCUUGUUUUUUCACUCGCGGCGGAGGUAGCCAUUGCUUCCAUCUACCGCGGGAAGGCGAAGUUUCACGGUCUGACAAAUCGGGCGCAUGGGAAGAAAGGUGUGGUCAGUGUGUUUCACUCGCCUUCGCUUUGUUUGAUGCUCUUGGAGAUGCUCGUGUGGGUCCUUCAGUGCCCGCCUCUUCCGGACGACGUGAGCACUGAGUGGCUUGUAGGACUGGAUGGUUUUCUGCCCCUUCGCUUCUACGUGUUUCUGUUGUAUGGAACGAACGUCGCCCACAACUCUGCAUUUGCCCACGCCAUUGCGAGUCUUGCUCGCAUUCGGCUAAAUCAUCGUUUCUUCGUUCGCACUGCCUCUCUGCUGGAGCAUCUCCGCGUGACGCUCUCCGUCGUCGCCGUUGGGGUCUGCGUUUUCGCCUACGCCUACGCGAAGGCGGAGACGGUGAGCUUCGGGGAGGCACUCUACUUCUGCGUCAGCACCGCCUCGCUGGCAGGGUACAGCGAGUCGUCGCCGGUGACGCUGCCCGGCCGCGUUCUCGCGGUGUGCGUUACCCUGCUGGGCGUCACCAUCCUCUGCUGGGCAGUGGGUGUCAUGAACCAGGCCCUCGCGCUGACCCAGGCGGAGCGCAACCUACACGCCCUCUUCCGCAGCAACGAACUCUGCGGCCAGGUCCCGGCGCAGGCGGCGCGUCUCAUCCAGCGCGCCUGGAACCUCUACAGGGCGCGGCGGGACAGACGCAACUUUAUCUCACGCCAAAUUUCAGCCUUUCUUCUCUCUCAGCAGGCCAUCACGUACCGCGAGAUGCGGCGGGAACUGAUGCGGCAGGAGACUGCCUUUCUUCACUCCAUCAGCACAGUCGAAGGGAGUCUUGCACCGGACAUAUCGUUUGAGUCCAGCCUCACCACACCGUUUACAUCACGCACCACCACUCCUGAAACCACCCCGCGAUCUCGACGACCGUUCCCGUUGUUUCAAGAGAUGUGUCUGAAGCGCGACUCGCGCACGCCGACCCCGCGUGGGAGGGAGUACCUGCAGGCAGGGAAUGAGGAACUGCCAGGCCACAGAAGGGGCCCGACGCGUCUCACGUUGGCAUCAAUGCCAUCUCCCAUGAUGCAACCACUAAAGCCGCCACAUGCCACACCCGUGGUGCCCAGCCUGGCGGAGCUGGAACUGCGUCUCUCUAAGCUUGAAAUGUCACUAGAGGCGUUGGCCACCACCGCUGAGGCCUUGCAGGGACGUUAUGGCGUCAUUGCCAGUGUGUCUGUCUAA